Molecule: messenger RNA, 3617 nt
Organism: Acanthopagrus latus (yellowfin seabream)
Lineage: Eukaryota; Metazoa; Chordata; Actinopteri; Spariformes; Sparidae
Product: amphoterin-induced protein 2-like
Exons: 2
Coding region: 1105-2622 (505 amino acids)
Molecular function (GO): protein binding
Source: RefSeq, a predicted model, not a curated record
UUUGGCUCUGUUUUUGUUCUCCACCAACUGUUUAGCAGCUAAAUGAUCCACUAUGUUCACCAGCUGGAUGCUAACUGUGUCUGCCAGCCAUUUGGUGCUUACCCACUCAGUUUGGAGGAGCGUUGUUUCCCUGAAAACAGCUGCCUGCUGGAAACGGUGCAGAUAAGAGUGCUGAUGCUGAACCAGAACAACAAAGCUGCAGUUGUAAAACCGAAACAAUUAGCUAAAAGAUGCUAAAAUGAACUGUAUAAUGGGGAAGUCAGUUUAACACUUUUUGCAUUUGCAUCACUACAAGCCCCUUACCUUUACUUUCACUUUACAUGUAGUCAUGUUAAUAAUUUUUGGUAUAAAAUUUUUGGUUAGUGCAGCUUUCAUUUGAUAUCUGGUGCUGUUUUUUUGAGCUUCUUUGCAAGUAAGUGAAACAUGUUUUUCUCCUGGAAGCCUAUAAACUAUAUAAAUAUAUUACAAAUGGAAGUUAUAGUCUGUAAGAGAUGGAUCUGCAGCACUUUCAUGAUUUGGUUUUCAGGAUUAAAAGGUUAGGGCACCUUGGUACGACCAGCUGCCAAACAACUGAGGUAUCAUCAUUCAGCUACAGUUGGCUACUUAUUGUGUAGCUGGCCAUAAUGCAUACGCAAACAUUAGGGUUGGUGGCGAUGAUGCUGCACCCUCCUUCCACACCUUCCUCUCUCCUCUCCUCCUCCUGGCAGCACCCACUCCGUGUGCCGGCUGCUGUUGUAUUUACUCUCAGGACGACCCCUCCCACAGCAGCGUGCAGCCCGACCUGCAGGUGAACAGUUCAGCCGCAGACUUUCCCCCCCCCCGCGUCCACCCCUCGCCGAGGCUGGAGACGAUGCGCCUCGCUCCCAAAAGCAUCCAAGUUGCCGUUGGGUUUUCAAAGGGACUCGCAGACGGGACGCGCUCCUGUUUCGCGUCCGGAGAACGCGCGACGCGUGGAUGGAUGUGAAGGCGAAGGCAGACGAGGUGACGGCGUGAGCAGGCAGCGGUGUGGGCGGAAAGCUCGUAGUAGCACAGAGGCUUGUAAACCUGACAUGUUUACACCCAGUGAGAAAGUAACCUGAGAGCCCAUCCUGAGGGAACACCAGGAUGAGUCCCGCCGCGUCACAGCUUUUAGGCAGGAGCAACGUUGGAGGCGGCGGUUGCAACCCUGCCGCUGCAGCCCUGCUGCUCUCCCUCUGUCUUGGCUUCCCUCCCUCUGUGGCCACUUGCCCACCCCACUGUCUUUGUGCCAGUGAUAUAAUUUCCUGCAGCGGGCGCAAUCUGUCCGCGCUGCCCCUUGAUCUCCCAAGUUAUGCCACACGCUUGGACCUGAGCCACAACGCCCUCACCGUCCUGUGUGUGGACUGGAUUUCCCAACCGUUUGAUCGGCUCGCCACGCUGGUCCUCAGCAGAAACUCCAUCAGCCGAGUUGAUGUGAAUGCCUUCGCUGUGACGCCGCAUCUCCUCCACCUGGACCUCUCCUCCAACAGACUGACGGUGCUGAACUCGUCCGUCUUCACUGGGUUGAAGGAACUGAAGGAGCUGCUGCUGUUUGGCAACCAGAUCAUCCAGAUUAACCCAGGGGCCCUCAGUGACCUUCCCAGCCUGCAGAGGCUUUACCUUUCAGGGAACAGACUGAUGGAUUUCCCCCUGGGGCUUUAUUGGGAACCUGGAGGUCCUCGCAAUCUGACCUUUCUUGAUCUGUCCUACAACAGGAUCUCCAGGGUUCCCGUCCAGAACUUGCUCUCUCUAGCCCAGAAAGGUGGAAUUUAUUUGCAGGAAAACCCUCUGGUCUGCGACUGUGCAUUACUCGCCUUGCUGGAGUACUGGAUGUGGAAGCAGUAUCGCCCCCUGGUGGACUUCAGAGGUGAAUACCCUUGUAGGGACGAUUCAGGACCAGGGUCUGAAUGUAGCCAGCAGGUAGCAUCAAGUAUGCCCCUUGAGGAACAGACUUACCAAGUAGAGCCUGGUAAAUGGCUUCAAGUGCCGUGUCCAGGGUUGGCUCCUCCAGCCACGGCUAGCCCAGAGGUGUUCUGGGUCACUCCCAGGACUGUGGUGAAUUCAUCUACCAGUGAUCCCAACUCCAACCUUACAGUUUUCACCAACGGCACCCUCGAAAUCCGAUCGGCCCUGAUGGAGGACUCUGGUAUGUAUGGUUGUGUGACAGCCCGAGGGUACCACCAUCACCCCAGCGAACCCCUGGAGGUCAGAGUCGUGGUCGGAAACUCGAGCACUACCUCCACCAGCGGCUUGGCGCACCGCAGCAGUGCGGAGCAUUUCAACACAGCGUUCACCACCCUGGCUUCCUGUGUGGUCAGCAUCAUACUGGUGCUGCUCUACCUCUACCUCACCCCCUGUCGAUGCCGGGAAGGCCGGAGCGGUGGGGCAAGAGGCUGCGGAGGACGAGCCAUCCUCCUCUGUUCGGACCCGAGAGAGGUGGAGUCCGGACAGCGGCGGUCUAACGGAAAGAGGGUGGCUUUCUUGGAGCCUCAGGCAGAGGACUCGGAUAUCGGUGUCCCAAAAACACCAGCAGUAAACUCGGGUCAUGCUACCACCGAGGGAAUCCUCAAGAAUGGAAGCAGGACAGUGGGACAGACCCUCACAGACCCCGCUCACAUGGCAUAGCAAGAACACCAUGUUUUUGAGCAUUACCGUAGUCUCAUAGUCUGAACCCAAGUGUUUUUUUGUUUUUCUUUUCUUCACUGUCUUGUUUCAGUGCACAAUGAAAAAAUCCAUUUGAUGUGAAGUAGUGUACUGUGAUUCUUGUGAAGUAGCUAUACACUGUAGGGUUUGACUGUUUGGUCUGAAGCAGAAAACGCAGCCUGUUUGCUGUCAGAAUUUCAAGUACGUCUCAACUGUAAGUGCUGUCUGUUUUUUACAUUAAGAGUUAAUAUGGAAAUUUCCCUGUUUCCAUUUCAUCGUGGGAAAUUGUUGCUGCAGAGAUCACAGAGAUCACAUAAAUGUGGGUGUUGUUUUAAAUUGGCCUGCGGGGAGUAUUCACACAUGACUUGAUAAGCUGCUAUAGAAACAUUGAUGGUUGUUAUACCGUAUCUGCAUUGUGAAUUUUGCCAUAACAGUGACUCUUGUUAGUUUUAACCAUCUGUCUCUCCACCGUGGAAGCGUACCAUUUUCCAAAACAGUGUCAGUGAAAUGAUCUGAACUUGUUGCUGUUUUCCAGAUCUUGCUUGUGUCAGCCAGACACCCCUCCCUUCGGAUUGUGUUCAUCACAUCUAACCAUGUGAACGUGGCUUUAUUAAAAGCAAAGACACAAUACAAAGUGAGACCAAGGGUAGCUCAUUGUGUUGCUGUCGGGUGGAAAUCUUUAAAAAGCUAAACUUUGCAAGAAGAAAUACAGCCUUGUGUUUAGUCUGCGAAAAAUGCAUUUUAUGCUCUCGAAUAUGGUUAAAUGCGCUUAACACUCUGAUUUCAAGAAUACUAUUUUUCCCUCACCGAUAAUAUAUAGCCAUGCAAAGAGUUUUAGUACUACAUGGACAUCAUCCUUAAUUUAAAGAAAUUUAAAUCCGACAAAGAGAAGAGAAAGAUCCUCCUUGACUGAUUUUGACUGACUAAACAAACUGAAUAAACGGACUCUCUUUGUUUUCACGACUGAAUAAACUGAA